This is a messenger RNA of Cheilinus undulatus (humphead wrasse), 984 nucleotides long. Its product is annotated as olfactory receptor class A-like protein 4. The transcript has 4 exons. The record is from RefSeq and is a predicted model, not a curated record. Lineage: Eukaryota; Metazoa; Chordata; Actinopteri; Labriformes; Labridae. Gene Ontology annotation, molecular function: G protein-coupled receptor activity. Gene Ontology annotation, cellular component: membrane. Bases 1 to 984 code for a protein of 327 amino acids. Gene Ontology annotation, biological process: G protein-coupled receptor signaling pathway.
AUGUCGGAGGAAGACGCAGAGCUUGUGGGGAUGGGACUUCGUGUCUCUGUGUCUCCUGCACAAACAGCUUUUUACAUUAUGCUGGUUUUCUUGGGCAUUCUGGGUAACGGCACAGUGGUCGCAGUGAUUGGUAAGAGUGUCAUAAUGGACCGAGGUGGUGGACGCAACUCGGACAUCAUCAUCAUAAACAUGGCACUGUCUAACCUGCUGGUUUCUGUGAUGAGGAACACGCUGCUUGUCAUCUCAGACAUGGGACUCCAGCUGUACUCGUCCAGAGAGUGGUGUCAGUUCCUCAUGGGUGUCUGGGUUUGGCUGCGAUCGGUCAAUGUGUGGUCAACGCUCUUUCUCAGUGCCUUCCAUCUCCAGACUUUGAGGCGAGUGGCUCCCACUAUGGGGGUUCUCCAUGGGCCCCGGGGCCCUCCCAAGACCCUGCUACUGAGUCUGGGUCUCAUCUGGAUUCUCAACUUUUGUUAUUCUAUUCCUGCUCAUAUCUUUUCCACUAAUGGCAACGAGAACAGCACAGAGACCCUGAUGCUGGUAAGCAGCACAACGCGCCCCCUGCUGGGCUGUGUGUGGAACUUCCCCUCCAGCUACAGCGGCCUGGCCUAUGCCACCACAUCUAUGGUGAUCCAUGAAACAAUCCCCAUUAUGCUAAUGGCCUUCACCAACCUGGGCUCCCUUUACACCCUUUACACCCAUGGGAGGAUGCGGAGCUCAGCACAAGAUGCACCUGUCAUAAAACGUGUGCCUGCUGAGAGACGAGCAGCCAAGGUCAUUCUAGCUCUAAUUAUGCUCUUUAUUGCAUCCUGGGGAACCAGCAUAAUCUCUGUCAACUAUUUCAACUACAACCGGGGCUCCUCUGCUGAGUUUCUUCUUGUCAUUGCUCGCUUUGCCAACAUUAUCUUCAUUGCCAUGUCACCUGCUGUUCUGGCAGUGGGCCAUCGUCGUCUGCGUUCCUUCAUCAAGUCUACACUUGCUCACUGA